This is a messenger RNA of Chlamydomonas reinhardtii, 2341 nucleotides long. RefSeq lists its product as uncharacterized. The transcript is spliced from 12 exons. NCBI's taxonomy places the organism in Eukaryota, Viridiplantae, Chlorophyta, Chlorophyceae, Chlamydomonadales, Chlamydomonadaceae. Bases 132 to 1670 code for a protein of 512 amino acids. The record is from RefSeq and is a predicted model, not a curated record. Gene Ontology annotation, biological process: allantoin catabolic process; purine nucleobase catabolic process. Gene Ontology annotation, molecular function: allantoinase activity; cobalt ion binding; zinc ion binding. Gene Ontology annotation, cellular component: cytoplasm.
CUUCAGUGACAAAACACCUAAAAGACAUCAAGGUUUGGACAACUGCGGCGCCAUAAACUCGGCCUCCCUCACCACAAUUGCACACGCAUUUUUGCCGCGCUUGCCGCCCUUGCCUGGCCAAGUCAGCCACCAUGGACCGACAGGUAGUGGGACUGAUCAUCCUGCUCAACGCCAUCGCGGCGGGAGUGCUCUACCAGCGCUUCCAUGACCACCCCCAGGUUCAGCUUCUGGAGUCACGGGCGCUGGAGCUCUACCACAAGCUGCUGCCGCCCGCCACGCCCGACCGCUGCGGUGCGCUCAAGUGGCCGGCCUACGUCAUCAUCAGCGACCGGGUGGUCUUCCCGGACGGCGUGCGGCCGGGCGCGGUGUACAUUGAGGGCAAGAAGAUUGUGGCGGUGAGCGACAACACGACUGUGGACUCACCGCACAUGCUCAACUUCAAGCACGCCGUGGUGGCCCCCGGCGUCAUCGACGUGCACAUCCACCUCAAUGAGCCCGGUCGUGUGGAGUGGGAGGGCAUUUGGAACGGCACCCGCGCGGCGGUGAUGGGCGGCGUGACCACUGUCAUCGACAUGCCGCUCAACAGCAACCCCGUCACCACCGACGUGGUGCAACUGGAGGCCAAGAAGCGGGCAGCCAAGGUCAAGGCCUGGACCAACGUGGGCUUCUGGGCGGGUCUGGUGCCGGAGAACGCCGGCAACCACAGCCUGCUGGGGCAGCUGGUGGAUGCGGGCGCCCUGGGCUUCAAGUCCUUCAUGUGCAACAGCGGCAUCAACGACUUUGGCAAUGUGGGCGGCGACGACAUUGCGGCGGCGCUGCCUUUCCUCAAGUCUCGCGGCGUGCCGUUCUUCGUGCACGCCGAGGUGGUGUCGCCCGUGGAGUCCGACCCGGCCGCCGACCCCACCUCUUACACCACCUACAUGGCCACGCGGCCGCCCAAGUUCGAGCAGGAUGCCAUCCGCCUGCUCAUCGAGAAGCUGGACGCAGACACCACGCCCGCCGCCCCCGGCUUCAAUGUGCACAUCGCGCAUCUGGCGGAUAGCGGCAGCCUGGACAUGAUCAAGGAGGCCCAGACGAGGCAUCCUCUGACUGUAGAGACGUGCGCACACUACCUCACUUUCUCCGCGGAGGAUAUCCCCAACGGCAAGACGCAGUACAAAUGCGCGCCACCGCUGCGCGAUGCUGCCAAUAAGGCCGCCCUCAUCGCGGCAGUGGCGUCGGGCGCCAUCGACCUGGUGUCGUCCGACCACUCGCCCGCCCCGCCCUCGCUCAAGGAGAUCGAGAGCGGCAACUUCCUUAAGGCAUGGGGCGGCAUCAGCGGAGCGCAGUACCUGCUUCCCGCCACCUGGACGGCGCUUGAGGCCGCGGGCGGCUCCCUGAGUGACCUGGUGCGCCUGCUGUCCGAGGCGCCCGCCCGCCUGGCGGGCCUGGCCGGCAGCAAGGGCCGCAUCGCGCCCGGCUACGACGCCGACCUGGUGGUGUUCGAGCCGGCCUCGCGCGCCAACACCUCGGUGGCGCUCAACCUACACACGCACAAGCUGUCGCCGUACACGGACGUGCCGCUCAAGGGCAAGGUGGUGGCGGCGGUGGUGGGCGGCGAGCUCACGGCCAUGUACGGCCACCUCAACAAGAAGCCCUGCGGCCAGCUGCAGCUCAAGCGCGACAGCUGAGAGCUGUGAGCUGAGAGGCGCGGCCUUGCGGAGAUGCCGGGAGGCUGCUGGCGUGGCGUGGCGGUGUGCAUGAAUGCAAGGAAUUUUGUUUUGGGCACGGCUGUCCAGUCACCGUGAUGCUGUCAGCUCUGGGAGCGGACCUGGAGCUAGUGAUAGCAUGCUGGAUAACUGGAUGGCUGGCUGUCGGCCUCCCUUGUGCGUCCCUGCAAGCCAAAGCGACUUCUAACUUCAUGGGUCCCAUCCAGGGCGUGCGAUUUCGCGGGUUGGUCAUGGCGUGCGACCAGGGUUGUGCCCACGAUGUUCAGCGCUUCGCGCCUAGCUGUUGCGGCUGGGCUGACGAGUUUGCUGUGUGUGCGGUCGUAGCUGCACCUCAUCGUCUUAUUGGACAUCAUGGAGCUAUGUGCAUGCGUGAGGUUAGAACGUGGGUGCAUAUUAGCCAGUUGCGUUGUGGGUACGUGAUGACAGGGUUCUACAUGCCUGGCGCGCCGAGCGUCUUCUGCUAGUCGGACAUGGCGGUGAGGGUGAGGGCACCGGUACACAACAACACAAUUACAGACACCCUGACAUAAUGAGUGGCCGGCUGAAACAAACAGUAGCCACUCACAGGUGUUCAUUCUGCAUUCCAAUUUUUUCGCCCACGCCUGCCCCGAGACUUUUAAAAGGUAUCGCAU